AUGUCUGAAUGGAUGGUCACCACCUCCAGCGCCGUCGUGCUGGACGAGUCUAUUCUCCAGCUGUGGCUCCUGGGACACAAUGUGGACCAAGCUACCAUAUUACGCAUGCCCGCCAUUCAACCGCCCGUGCCCUCGCGUGUCCUCAAAAGCUACAUCACGUCGCAGUACAGAACUUAUGAAAUGAUGCACCACUAUCUCCAUCACCCCAGGCACUUUGCUGGCCAAUUCAUGUUUCCUCUCUCCCAGAGUGCCAAACAGCAUCUCAUCGAGAGGUACUACAGCUUUGACGAGGCAGUGAUCAGAGAGAUCCUGGGCAAGAAGCUCAGCUCUAGAACCAGAAAAGAUUUAGACGAAGUGCAUGAAAAAACAGGAAUCAAGCUAACAAGUUGUCGUCGUCAGUUUGACAACUUGAAACGAGUUAUGAAGAAGGUGGAAGAUGCAGAAGGCAGGACGCUGAUUCAGGAUAUUGAGCACCAGUUCUUGUUACCACACCAUCUUGCCAGACAAUACGCGCACAUCCUGUUCAUAGCGGACAACAAACUGGAUACCUUCCGGAAACGACUGUCGUGCUACCAAUUCACUGAUUUCGAGUACUGUGGCGCUGUCUUUAUGCAAUACUGGACUGCUUCGACCAUGGACACACUUCCUGAAUUUGAUCCGCACCUCGCACAGGAUGUCCGUGACCUAAAAUCGUUGAUCCUUAACGACCGUGGAGUUCUUGACGAGUUUCGGAAUCGUGUCUCCAACAACCUCGCGCAAUCGGCCCACCCUCCAGUCCUCGAACGGAUACAGAGCAAUUUCAAGGUGGUGCUUCGUAAUAUGUUAACGGUCGGUUGUAUGAUCAAUCAACAGAAGGACGUCCGCAACAUCUUUGUCGAGAUUACGGACAAGUUGGUCGAUGCCUUCUUGCAGGUCGGCUGGUCCCCCGUCGACAUGGAGCUGUUCUACAAUGGUCUGAUAGCAGAAUUCCACAACACCACCAGUCUGACGAGUCGAUACCGCGAGCGGUACGGGACCAGUUGGAUACGACUUGUCACAGGGAUAAAGCUUGCAUCUAUACGACUUUACAGGCAGCCCACGACCCAAUCUCUCCUCACCCGCAGCUUUACCCGAUAG
Linnemannia hyalina is the source of this 1116-nucleotide messenger RNA. NCBI's taxonomy places the organism in Eukaryota, Fungi, Mortierellomycota, Mortierellomycetes, Mortierellales, Mortierellaceae. The record is from the annotation of a GenBank genome assembly.